AACACAACUAUACGAAUCCACUAUAGGUAAAAAUGGUGAACUUCCGGCAGUCGUCAGCGUUUGCUAUUGUGUGUUUACUUCUGCCAAUUCUCUCUUCACCCCCGGCUUCUAGCGACGAAUGCUCAGGCCAUCAAAGAAACAAGAUAGUAGGUAUACUGAAUGAUGUACCCUGGGAAGAUCUAGCUGACCAACUGAACCUCACCCAAACAAACUCCAUCUAUGGCACCUGCCAGAACGACAAGAACCCUGUUCCGUGCAGGUUAAGGGAAGUCUUUAAAAGGUUUAUAAAUGCUCAAACAGCUGAGUCGUGCUGUGAGACUAUACAGAAAAUUGCCAGUGCUCUUGAAAUGCUCCCAGACCCUCGCAAAUACGAAGCCAGCAAGCUAAGAGAAAUGUGCACUUAUACAGAGAGUGGUACAUCGGAUUUGAGUGAACCAAGUGUCCUCGAAGAAAACCAGCCCACACACUCAACAAUGAGUAGAGCAAGUCCAACACCAGAACACGAGAACCAAUCAUUCUUCCAAGAAAAUUGGAUGAUCUUGGCUCUUUCAGUAAUAGUUUCAGCAAUAGUUGGAAUACUGACCGUCUUCUACUUGGUGUUUAGAAGCAUAUCAGGAAUAAAGGUUGGCUCUUCUGAUCAAAUCAAACUGGAAAACAAUAAUAUUGGGGCCUAUCCGUGGCAGGUUUGGCACCGAGCAGAGAAAAAGCUGGUACGAAAACAUGCUUCCGAGUUUGUUAUAGCGAUAGUGGACAGUGGUAUAAAAAAGGAGCAUAUUUCAUUCAAGUCAGACAUCUCUCGACCAAAACCCAAGAUACUUCCCGAAUCAAAGGACUUUACGGAUGACAAUGACAUCAUUGAUAGGUAUGGACACGGAACAAACUGCGCCGCAAUAGCUGCUGGAAACAGUGGCAAAACAGGAGAAGAUUAUGAUGGUGGAGUUGCUUCAGAGGCUUCCCUGCUUAUAUGCAAAGUUACCAAAUUCAGGAAAUACACCGUUAACAAAGUUAUCGAAGCUCUCAAGUAUAUCAAAGAACUUCACGAGCAAGAAAGGGUGACCACACAUGUUGUUUCAAUGUCGUUUGGGUUCGAAACUGACUCUAAAGAGCUAAAGAAAUACAUUGACGACUUGACUGAUUUAGGCAUCAUUUGUGUUGCGGCUGCUGGAAACAUGGGAGACACUCCAGGAACAAAAGUGCCAUUCCCAGCAAGGUAUCCCAAGGUUUUUUCCAUUGGAUCACACGACGCUGUUUUUAAGCUGGCACCGUGUGCUGCUAACCCCGAGAAUAACGACGACAUUGACUACACCACCUUUGGUGAGGCUGUCUGCGCCGCCGCAAUUGAUUCCAAUGUAGCGUUCGGCACUUUCAGUGGUACCUCCAUGGCAGCACCGGUGGCCGCAGGGCUUAUUGCAUGUGUUCUAGAGCAUGAAUGUUGGCUUCAACUAACGCCAGGUACGUUUAACCAAGUGAGGCUUUACCUGAACCAAAUGGCAAAGCCAGGCGAAAAAUUCAAGUCACUGCGUCCUUUCCAAGUGUUUAAAACAGUAGACUAAUGCCUAUGGAGCACAGACGAAUGGAAGACAAUCUUUUAUAGGUAUUUUUGUAAUUAUAGGAUAUUUGCCCAAACACACACAUGUACGAAGACUUUAUUACCCUCACGCUGUAUAUUACGCAAGCACAUGAACUAUAAUUAUUUUAAUGAUUGUUGGUGAAAGAAGU
Molecule: messenger RNA, 1719 nt
Organism: Geodia barretti
Lineage: Eukaryota; Metazoa; Porifera; Demospongiae; Tetractinellida; Geodiidae
Source: the annotation of a GenBank genome assembly